Molecule: messenger RNA, 1263 nt
Organism: Penicillium daleae
Lineage: Eukaryota; Fungi; Ascomycota; Eurotiomycetes; Eurotiales; Aspergillaceae
Exons: 2
Coding region: 1-1263 (420 amino acids)
Source: RefSeq, a predicted model, not a curated record
AUGCCGCCCCUCCCACCAUCUCCCCUGAACCUCUCUCACCGCCGCCCCUCGGACACGGACGACUCACCAAUCUCUCCCGGGACAAGAGGAGUCAAUGGCUUUGCUCUUCAUAGCCCUCUUACACCUCUUACACCUCGCUUGUCUGCCCCGCCAUCUCCCAUCACCUCCCGUCGGGGCACAACCGUCAUGAACGGGACUCACCGAGAGUCCGUCGAUUUCUCCGCCGAAGCCAACGGCGCUGGUUUAGGGAACCUUGCCGAUGAACUGGCCGACGCGUGGGAGCAGGAGGAAGAAGGUUACGACUAUGCAUCUGGGCAAGAAAUGGGGGCCGCAGGGUCUCAGCAGCUGGACCAUAGUGAUGAAGAGGAUGGGUACAUAGAAUCCGCUCACGAUAUGCGCGCCCUGUCUUCAACGGUGGACUCACCAGAUCGCAGGAAUCGACUCCAUGCCACUCAGCUUCGGCAGCACCGGCGACAAGAAUCCCACUAUGAUGGAUCGGAUUAUGGGAAUGACUCGGAUCUCGAUGAGGCCGCGGAUAUCCCCCCCGCCCUAGAGAUGCAAUUGGCCGACAUUGAGAGCCUGGCGCGCCGAGGCAUUGAGAACAAUGGAAGCGAGAGCGAUAAUGUCAUUCAACGAACGGUGGAGGCACUCCGAGAUCUUGGUGGACAGAGUGGCAUUGAAAAUAGCGCCAUGCGACUGAUCACCGCCCAUUCCUCCAUCACAUCCCACCUCACUCACCAAACACGCACUCUUCAAUCUUUAAUUCACCCACUACUCUUCUCGCCAUUCCCCCUCCUUUCCGAAGACGCCAUCGACUCCCUCAUGCCCCUCAUCGAUGAAGGCCUCCUGCCAAACCUCCCAUAUCCAUUCCCCGAGGCGCCCCGCAGAGGCUCUCGACCCUCAACUCCCUCGCUGCAAAACAUCCACAACCCCCUUGUCUCUCUGCAAGCUCUUGUCACACAGACUGCCGACAUUACCGCCUCCCUCCGCAGCCUCGGCGACACCCUCUAUGAGUCUCGCCAAUUAACAUCCACGGCAUCUCGACGCCUCCGAUCUGCGCGUGAACUUGUUGCGGACCUCCGGCGCGAGGAAGAAAGCCUCGAGGAAGGUUCGCGAUGGAUUGAGCGCGGCGAGUGGGACCGUCGGCUUAAAGCUCGCGAGGCAGGUCAGGAGUGCAGAGACGUCGUCAGCGGUUUUGAAACUGUCUGCGGCGAGUGGCGCGAGAAAUUAUUCGGGGCUGGCGCCGAAGUGGCCGCUGCGUAG